Molecule: messenger RNA, 2082 nt
Organism: Penicillium angulare
Lineage: Eukaryota; Fungi; Ascomycota; Eurotiomycetes; Eurotiales; Aspergillaceae
Gene: pex8
Product: putative peroxisomal membrane protein Pex17
Exons: 4
Coding region: 1-2082 (693 amino acids)
Source: RefSeq, a predicted model, not a curated record
AUGGCGACUGAACGCUCACUUGCCCGUUUGCUACGGUCGCUGCAGUCAUUUACUAGCUUUGAAGAUGCGGCUGGACUUCUCCCAACCGCGACCAGCUUCUUAUCCAUUCUAGGGAAUCCGCUGAACCUGACCCUACUUGCUUCGCAACUUCUUUCCGCCCCUGCCCUCUGGAAUCACCCCACCGAUCUACAUGCUUGUCGCAAGAUCCUAAGCAUUUUCAACACAGCUGCCAUUGCAAUCCUACAGAAUGACACAACAGACGAGCCUCGUAUGCCACAUGACAGGAAACCAAAUAUUGAUCGCGAAGCAUGGGUGAAGGCCGUGGUUCAAGGCGCGGAUGACAAGUCCCCGCGUUGGAGACAUAUGCUUCUCCUCAGCGGUGUAUUGCUAGGGUUUGAAGGACAGAAUCGACAGGGCCUCCCGCGGCAUAUUCGAACCAAGCUGGAGGGUGCGCUUGCGACUGCGGCUCAAUUGGCGCUAGAGGAAGUAGGAGCCGAUGCAGGCCCAGAUGGACAUUGCAUUGCCAUGGUGCUAAACUACACAUUUGAACUCUUGUCGGACUAUGAACGGUCCAAAAUCAAUUACGAUAUCCUAUUGCCUGUGCUGGUACGGUCAGCCUUUCUCUCUGCAGAGGGACUUGAAGGUGGAUUCUUUCUGGGGGCGAUUGAUGAAGAUGUGAUCGAAGCGCCUGGGAAGAAGUUCCGGUGGAAAGUCGACUCCGCAACCUUUGGAUAUUUCUCUACUAUUUCCAAUCGCCCUCUGGUAUCAGCAUUGGGCCCUUUGUCCAGACUUAUAUCGCACUCUAUCGAAAAUGCGCAGAAUCCUCGACUAGUUUCCCAAUCAGUCGACUACAUAGCUGACUUUGUUCGGACAUUGAUGGUGCAAUGGCGACAAAAUAAGCUGUCUGAGAUCGACUUGGCAGAGGAGAAAGACUUCCUUGAUGCAGAAUCAUUAAACACAACAAUUCCUGCGCUCUGGAAGGUCCUUCGCAACUGUUUAUACUCUGUGGUGAUCGUCCUCCGCGCCGUUCUUGGUAGAACAAUCAAUGACCCCGCUCUUGCAGCUCAUGGUAGUGCCCCCUACCUUUCGAUGCAAUCACUUCAUAUCCUCCGCAACCUCUAUUUCAUUUCCUCCCGCACAGGGCAGAAUGGAUCAUCGCAACAAAGUUUCGUCUUCUUAGCUGCCGUCGAUAUCCUUUCCCAGUAUCCCGAUCUGGCUGAGAACUUCUUACGAAGUAUCAAGCCCAGUGAUAUUGGCCAGAUUCCAGACCAUCCAGUUGAAAGAUGUCUGGAUCUUUUCUUUUUGAAUGCUGCUGAGCAUUUUCCUCUUGUUUUAUCACCAGAGGUCAACGAAGAAUUACUUUUAUCUGCCGCCUUCCCCUAUUUAGCAGCCGGUGCAAAUAGUCUUCUAUUGGAGAUUUUCGAGGCUGCUCACAGUGUGGUGCUAGUUGUGUUUGCAAUUCCCCACAAUUCGGAGCUCGCUGCGAGACAUCUCCCUUUCUACAUUGAUAAUUUAUUUGCCGUGUUUCCCGAAAAUCUGUCUGCUAGACAGUUCCGUCUAGCGUUCAAAACAGUCAUCGAAGUCACAGCGCCUCCCUCACCACUAGCCAACAGCCAACCAAUGCUUCCUUCUAUCCUCCUUGAAGUGGUACGCGAUCGCGCACUGGAGGCAUCUUCAGCGCCUAUCGCCCCAACCGCUGGAAAUAGCUCAUCGGCUGAUACAGGCAAUGAACUCCCCCUGUCUGCGCAAGCUGUGCUCACCCUCGCAUUGGUCGAUUCAUUGUCAUUCCUUCGAGUUCAUGAUCUAGAAGAUUGGCUUCCUCUUACAGCACAGACGAUCAAUGCCAUUGCCGACCCAGCUAUGCGUCAUGCUUGUAUUGAUCGCUUCUGGGAGGCCCUGAGUAGUGGUGAGAUGGAUGUCGACCGAGCUCACUGCUGCGUCAACUGGUGGAGUACUCGGGGUGGCCGGGAAUUGCUUCUUUUUGGAGCCGAGUCAACGCCCAUCACCGGCACAGAAGCGGAGGAAAGUGGACCAUUUAUGAGUGGUGCUGUUGGUGGGGUAGCACCGGAGAGUAAGCUGUGA